AUGCUGCCAGGUCCCUCCGCCAGCGACGGAGCCGACGGCCGUCUCCCAGCCUCGUCGUCGCCCUCGUUCUCGCUCGCGACGUCAGCACCCCCAGCGAAUGCGGCCGUGAGCCCUGCCUCUGGCCCUUCCUCCGGCCCUUCCUCCGGCCCUUCCUCCCGAGGUCCUGGCGGUUCCUCGGCCGCCUCUGCAUCUGCGAAAGCAUCACCACCGUCAUCAUCCGGUCCUGGUACGCGGCCAAGCCUCCUGUCUCGACUGGCCUUGCCCUUGCAGCUGCCUCUCCCUCUCCGGAGCAGGAACCGUCAUGUUGCCGAUUUCCACAUUCGUUGCGACGAGCCACACAAGCAGUAUUGCGCCGGCGAUUCCGUCCGCGGUGCCGUGGUCCUCGUUGCCCUCAAGCCGCUCCGCAUCACCCACCUCGUCGUCUCGCUGCAUGGCUUCGUCCGACUUUUCAAAGACCCCAUGUCGGUCGCCAAGACGCAAAAUCUCACCACACUCCCUCCCUCCGGCAGCUCCCAGCAACCUCUCUAUCAGGGCAAUGGGUUGACCAGUUUGUUCCAGGAUGAGCAAGUCCUCAGUGGCGACGGGAGGAUAGAGCCUGGCAAAUAUGAGUUUGGGUUCGAUUUGAUGUUCCCCGAUCAAGGCCUGCCUAGCAGCCUCGAUUUUGAAAGGGGAACCAUCGCAUACCUUGUGACCGCGACGCUCACCAGGCCUACCACUAUUGCCCCGACAUCCACUUGCGAUAGAAAGGUCGUCCUAGUUGAGCGGAUAGACGUUGGUUUGCUGUCACCACCACGGCCUCGAACCAUAUUCUUGGAACCAAUUUCGAAGCGCGCUCGGAGGAAAAAGGCUGCCCCGACGGAGAAGCCAUCGGCAUCAGGCACGCCGCACGAGAUUACUGACCUGGCAUCCGAGGCUGACUCAUCCGUCGUCACUGAAGAUUCCGCGCGAGGUGAAAACACCAACAACCACCACCAAACCCCGGGCGACGCCCGUGGCGGGACUGUCCCGAGUGAUGUGCGCAGCGAGAUCAGCGGGGAGAGUGGCCGUAGCCUAAGCGCGACUGGCCGGCCUGAGCACGCGCACUUGUCCCAGAUCGGCUCCACCCUCACGUCGGCGGCAAAGCAACAGGUUGUGGAUGACAAGACCAUCACCGCCACCAUUGAGCUGCUCAAGGGUGGCUGUCUACCGGGUGAGGCCGUAACAGUGCGAGUCGCCGUGCAGCACAUCAAGCGGAUCAAGAGCAUGACCGGUGUCAUCGUCACUCUGUUUCGCCAGUCAAGGAUUGAUCUAAACCCUCCAGACUCGCCGUCUUUCGAGGCCUCUCAGUCGAAAAACAGGCUUCACAAGGAUGAGCCGUAUCCGAGAUUCCGGACGGGCUUGAUUGGCCUUUCGUUGUCGUCAGCCGGCUCCACGAGCGUGUUUCGCAAAGAUCUCGACCAGAAUGCUGCGCCGCUCAUCAUCGACCCGGCAACCCUGCAAGCCUCCGUCACCGUGUCUGUGAGAGUCCCCGACGACGCGUUCCCGACCAUCAGAGGAGUUCCGGGCGAGAUGAUCAGCUUCAAAUACCAUGUCGAAGUCAUUGUCGACCUAGGGGGUAAGCUCACGAGUCAGCUCGGGGUCGGCUUCACCCCGUCGAGAUUCGGCACGUCUGGAGGGAGCAGUAAUGAACCAAGUCAAGGUCUCUUUGGUCCUCAACGAGGGUCCAACGUUGCCGACACCUCACAAGUAAAACGCCAGAAAGGUGUCAUCUCUGUAUCCUUGGAAACUGUUGUCGGAACCAUCGACAGUGGACGGUCAAGGCCGCACAUCAAGCCUGGCGUCGUCAGACAGGCGGCGAUCCGCAUUGCCGAAGCCGGCCGAACCGAAGUCGUUCAGCACGAAGUUCCCGGCCACAGCGGCACCCUGCCUUAUGGCUCAAUUCUGACCAACGGAAACCCUCACCUCUCUUCGCCCAAUAGGCGGCUUGACGACUACACAGCUCCUCCACCGCACCCCUCUGACAUUGCUCAACACCGUCCAUGGUCCUCAGCGGGGCUCUCACGAGACUUUGCCCACGUCAACGGCGCCGCCCGCUCCCAAGCCGCUCCUUGUUACAUACCACCGCCGCCGCAAAUACCCGACCAGGCCAACAUGACCGAGAAGGAAAGAAUACAGCAGGCCGAAGCAAGAUUGCUACCUAGCCAACCACCAGUGGGCCCGUCGACCGCGGAGGACGAAGAAGAUCUCUAUGAUGCGGAGGACACGCCUCAAGGAACAUUGGCUGGCCCCGUGGUUCCAACCGUUGAAGAAGUGGAAGCCAGACUGCCUGCCCCUUUGAUGGACGAAGCGGCCUCUGGACGUCCAACAGAAGACAAGCAGGAACUCGAACGACAGAGGUUAUUGCAGGAAGCUAGCGCACCGCCAGAGUUUCCCGAAGACAUGGAUACUCCUGCCAGCAGCUCGAGCGCAAGGGAUCUCCCAGACGAGCCAACAGCUCCUCAUCUCGAUGAGGACGCUGAGAGCUAUGUUGCUUACGGCGCGGUGUCGGAGUCUUCGAGGGCCGGUGGUUCUGAACAAUUGCCAGCUUACCAACGGUGA
This is a messenger RNA of Ustilaginoidea virens, 2577 nucleotides long. RefSeq lists its product as uncharacterized. Bases 1 to 2577 code for a protein of 858 amino acids. The transcript has 2 exons. Gene Ontology annotation, cellular component: cytosol; cytoplasm; plasma membrane. Gene Ontology annotation, biological process: ubiquitin-dependent endocytosis. NCBI's taxonomy places the organism in Eukaryota, Fungi, Ascomycota, Sordariomycetes, Hypocreales, Clavicipitaceae. The record is from RefSeq and is a predicted model, not a curated record. Gene Ontology annotation, molecular function: ubiquitin protein ligase binding; protein-macromolecule adaptor activity.